AUGGCUGCCUUACUGAUCCCACGGAGGAACAGAGGGAUGAGGACUCGCCUGGGCUGCCUGUCUCACAAAUCAGACUCAUAUAAUGAUUUCACAGCUAUUCUUCCGGACAAGCCCAACCGGGCUUUGAAAAGACUGUCAACAGAAGAAGCUACAAGAUGGGCAGACUCUUUUGAUGUCCUUUUGUCCCAUAAAUACGGGCUGGCAGCUUUCCGUGCUUUCCUGAAGACAGAGUUCAGCGAGGAGAACCUGGAGUUCUGGCUGGCCUGCGAGGACUUCAAGAAGACGCGCUCGGCGGCCAAGCUGGCCUCCAAGGCCCAGCGCAUCUUCGAGGAGUUCAUCGACGUGCAGGCCCCUCGGGAGGUGAACAUAGACUUCCAGACACGGGAGCUGACCAGAAGAAAUGUGCAGGAGCCCUCCCUCUCUUGCUUUGACCAAGCUCAGGGGAAGGUGCACAGCCUGAUGGAGAAAGACUCGUACCCCAGGUUCCUGAGAUCCAAAAUUUACACAGACCUGCUGUCUCAGACCCAGAGGAGGCUCAGCUAGGAGAGCCACGGGGCCCUCAGAAACCACGUGCUUCCCUCCACAGCCAACAUGUCCAAAUGUGAAACUUUCCUGGUGUUAAAAGCAGUGGGAAUGGGAAAAGAGGGAGAAGGGGCAGAGGAAGCUUCCAGAGAGUGAUCCAGGCGUGGUAUUAAGACUCUUUGACUAUCUGUGCUUUUUUUUUUUU
This is a messenger RNA of Serinus canaria (Common canary), 727 nucleotides long. RefSeq names its product regulator of G protein signaling 8 (gene RGS8). Lineage: Eukaryota; Metazoa; Chordata; Aves; Passeriformes; Fringillidae. Bases 1 to 543 code for a protein of 180 amino acids. The transcript has 5 exons. The record is from RefSeq and is a predicted model, not a curated record.